Messenger RNA from Klebsormidium nitens, 3799 nucleotides. NCBI's taxonomy places the organism in Eukaryota, Viridiplantae, Streptophyta, Klebsormidiophyceae, Klebsormidiales, Klebsormidiaceae. The record is from the annotation of a GenBank genome assembly.
GGAUCGAGAAAAGUGAACCUUGAAAAGAGCUGCAUCAAAAAGUGCACUGGGUAUUUGCCAAAUCGGGAGGGUGCGGAGCCCACUUCGUUCAGCAGGCGGCUGGCGUUGAGAUCUUCAAAUUGCCAGCCCCUGAGGCUGUGGAGCCGCAUUGUGGCAUUGGGUGUCUGCUGGCGCUCCUAUACUGUGCUACACGCUCCGAUCAGAAGUUUUAGUUUUCCCCUUUGAGCAGAGGUGCCACUCUCCCCAGGGUGCCUUGCAUUGGGUGGCUAGAGGGGUCCUCAUCACCCGACCACUAUGGCCUCCUCCGUGCACUUUGCGCGGGCAACGGCGCCAGCCGGAUGUUCAUUAAGAGCCACCUGCGCAGAAGAGGGGAAGCAAAUGCAGGGAAUGAGAAUUGCUUCACCGGCAGCAUUCUCUCACAAGCUGCCAUCAUCUGCAGCUUCCAUCGCGAGCGCUCAAGUCGCAAAUGCAGAUACGUUGAGGACUCAGAGCAGACACCCUCCAGCCAGACUUGCUUCAGUGCAAUGUCAGGCGCAGCGAGGUGGUCGCGCUCAGGCAAUUGCCGCUCCCGCCAAUGUUGAGUCAGAAAGCAGCCUCAAAGUGAGUAUCAGCAAUCGGGACAAGGAGAACUGGACGGCAAUCAAGAUUGAGGCAGAGAACCAGCCGGGACUGCUCACCAAGAUCACAAGCACUUUGCGGGACCUGAACCUCCAAGUGCAGAAGGCCGAGGUGAACACUGUGGGCAACAAGCUGGUGGCAGACACCUUCUACGUGGUGACUGCCUCGGGCAAGAAGCUGAGCAACGCCGAGAUUGCGGUGGCCAAGCAGCGCCUGCUGGGCCUGCCGACGGCGGUGUUCCAGGACAAGGCGAUACGGCCGGUGGGGGUGGAGCUGGGCGGGGAGGACAAGGACGAGGCGGCACGCAUGGAGCUGAUCCACCGCCUCAAGGACCUGUACCUGCGGAACGACGUGGUGGCAGUGCAGGAGAGCAUCAUCAACCAUGUGGAGUACACAAUCGGGCGCUCGCGCUACAAGUUCGAGUCGUUCGAGGCCUACCACGCGGUGGCCCACAGCGUUCGCGACCGGCUGAUCGAGAGCUGGAACGAUACGGAGCAGCACUUCCAGAAGGUCAACCCCAAGCGUGUCUACUACCUCAGCAUGGAGUUCCUUAUGGGGCGGUCCCUGCUCAACAGCCUGUACAACCUGGAUGUUAAGAACCUGUACGGGGAGGCGCUCAGGCAGCUUGGGUACGACCUGGAGACCCUCAAGGAAGAGGAGCGCGAUGCAGCGUUGGGCAACGGGGGCCUUGGUCGGCUGGCGGCCUGCUUCCUCGACUCCAUGGCCACCCUGAACUACCCCGCCUGGGGGUAUGGCAUGCGGUACCAAUACGGAAUGUUUAGACAAACUCUAGAGAACGGCUUCCAGCACGAGCAGCCUGACUACUGGCUCAACUUCAGCAACCCAUGGGAGAUCGAGCGCGUAUCCACCAAGUAUGACAUCAAGUUUUAUGGCCACGUGGAGCAGUACACUGACAGCCAGGGCCGUGGCCGCUUCACAUGGGUGCCAGGCGAAAGGGUGGAGGCUGUGGCGUACGACAACCCAAUCCCCGGGUACGGCACGGGCAACACGAUCAACCUGCGGCUGUGGGCGGGCAAGCCCAGCGCCGAGUUUGACCUGCAGUCGUUCAACACGGGCGACUACGUGGCGGCCAUUCUGGCCAAGCAGCGGGCGGAGACCAUCUCCAGCGUGCUCUACCCCGACGACAGGACCUACCAGGGCAAGGAGCUGCGGCUGAAGCAGCAGCACUUCAUGGUGUCGGCCACGCUGCAGGACAUCGUGCGCCGCUUCAAGGAGCACGAGACUGACCUCGAGAAGCUGCCAGAGAAGGUGACGCUGCAGCUGAACGACACGCACCCGACGAUCGGCGUGGCGGAGCUGAUGCGCAUUCUGAUGGACGACGAGGGCCUGGGCUGGACCAAGAGCUGGGCCAUCGUGACGAGCGUCUUCGCCUUCACCAACCACACCGUGCUGCCCGAGGCGCUCGAAAAGUGGCCCGUCUCCCUCAUGGAGCGCCUCCUGCCGCGCCACAUGCAGAUCAUCUACCAGAUCAACUUUUUGUACCUGGAGGACCUGAAGAAGCGCGUGGGCGACGACUGGUCGCGCAUUUCGCGCAUGUCCAUCAUCGAGGAGGGCGACCCCAAGCAAGUCCGGAUGGCGUACCUGGCCCUGGUGGCGUCGCACACCGUCAACGGCGUGGCGGCCAUCCACUCAGACCUGAUCAAAACCACCAUCUUCAAGGACUUCCACGGUAUUUGGCCCGAGAAGUUCCAGAACAAGACCAAUGGAGUUACACAGCGGCGGUGGCUGGCCUUCUGCAACCCCGGGCUGCGCGCGCUGAUCAGCGAGGUGGUGGGCAGCGAGGCGUGGAUCACGGACCUGACGCAGCUGAAGCAGCUAGAGAAGCACGCGGACGACGCGGGGCUGCAGGAGCGCUGGAUGGCCGUGAAGCACGACAACAAGAAGCGCCUCGCCGCGCUCGUCAAGAAGCUGACGGGGGCCACCGUCAGCACCGACGCGCUCUUCGACAUCCAGGUGAAGCGCAUCCACGAGUACAAGCGGCAGCUGCUCAAUAUGCUGAGUGUGAUCCACCGGUACGAGCGCAUCAAGAAGAUGUCGCCCGAGGAGCGGCAGCACGUGGUGCCACGUGUCGUGAUCGUGGGCGGCAAGGCCGCACCCGGGUACGACAUGGCGAAGCGCAUCAUCAAGCUGGUGAGCGCCAUCGGGGACGUAGUGAACGGCGACCCGGACGUGGGCGACCUGCUCAAGGUCUUCUUCCUGCCCGACUACAACGUCAGCCUCGCGGAAACCAUCAUCCCCGCCUCCGACCUCUCGCAGCACAUCAGCACGGCGGGCACAGAGGCGUCCGGGACGAGCAACAUGAAGUUCGCCAUGAACGGCGGCCUCAUCAUCGGCACGCUGGACGGCGCCAACGUCGAGAUCGCGGAGGAGAUCGGCCACGACAACAUGUUCAUCUUCGGCGUCGAGGCGCACGAGGUGCCCCACCUGCGGGAACAACGGCGAGAGUACCGCCCCGACCCGCGCUUCAACAAGGUCGUCGAGUUGCUGCGGCAGGGCCGGUUCGGGUGGACGGACAUCUUCGCGCCCAUUUGCGAGGCCAUCGACGGGCAGUACGGCGGCGACUACUAUUUGCUGGCCAACGACUUCGCGAGCUACUUGGACGCGCAGGACCGCGUGGACGCGGCGUUCAAGGACAAGCAGCGCUGGGCGCGCAUGAGCAUCCUCUCCACCGCCGGCUCCGGCAAGUUCUCCUCCGACCGCACCAUCGCCGACUACGCACGCGACAUCUGGCGCAUCGAGCCCGUCAAGAUCCCCGUGCACCGGCCAGGCGUCAACUAGGCAGUGGUGACGUGGGGCGAGAGAUUUAUAUAUGUCAACGGUCGAUCUGGUACUUGUAGGUGGUAACCACCAGACAGCGGUUGUACGAAGGUACCGGUAAUGGUAUGCGACUGUAGUAAAACACCGGGCAGAUUCAGUUGAUCCGUUGCAUGUUUUGACAGUCCAUACUGGACCUUGCGAUGCUUUUCAUGCUAACUCCAUGAAGACGAGUAUAUAUGACCUUUAGCCAUUGAAGUACCUUCUUGGCUGCACAUAGCCUUUCUGAGGGCCGAAAAGAAUGGUUUAACAAGAAUUAGAGUAACCUGGAAGGAUACAAGACGACGGUCACCUGAUUGUCACCUUAAUCAGCUAUUAUAUGACUGAGCAGCUUCCGACACGGCCU